AUGAUUGUCACCCGGGUUUUAACAUUUCCAAUGACUGAACUAGCUUCAGUUUACUCACAACCCACUAACUGUGCUCGUAAAGCAGAAUUCACUUUGAAGAAGAAAAAACAAAUUCCGCCUCCUAAGUAUUUGUGUGUUCCUGGCUCAUUGGCGUUUGUGGAUAGGAUUUCCAUUGUUGAUAAGUCCAACUCACUAUGCAGUGAAAUCAGAUGUCUGUUUCAAAACAAUGAUAUAGAUUUAGAAGUCGAGACACUGUAUGUUCCGCAAAAUAAUCCAGACUGCACUGAUAUCCAGUCAGAAAUUGGAUUUGAAGGUAAAUCGUUGAAAAUUGGAAAGUCUCGUCGUUUAUUAAAGAAAGAAACAAAACACGAAUGGUUAAAAGUUUCAAAUUGCCGCAUUUUCUGGUCUCACAUUUUGAUGGGUGCAAAUGAAAUUAUUCGAUGUUUGGAGAAUUCUGUACAUAACAAAAAUAACAGAGAUACCCAGGAAAAAAGGAUAUCGUGCGUGUUCGUUGACUCAGGCUGGCUGACAUCACAGUACGGUCACCAUCUGGCUAAUUUGUGUACACUGUUAGAUAUUAGAAUAGUGGCAGUUAAACCGACAGGAUCAUUACCUGAGUUAGUCACUACCAAAUUCAAACCCAUAAAAAAGCUGGCGGUUUUGGGGCUUUGUUCAUCUAAUGAAAUUCCACCAGAUCUCUUUAAAGUUUGUAAACAAAUCGAGAUAGAUUUUCCUAUAGUCGGUCAUAAUACAGGUAAUAUUUCAGCCGUAAUGGCCACCAACGUUCACGAGGCCUCAUAUAAAACGUCCAAUAAUCAUUCAGAAGUUUCUUUACUAGUCGAGAAAAAAGGAGGCUGGGAAGAUGUAGAAAUCAGUUCAGCAUUAUAUGAUUAUGAUUCACCACCUCAUGAAUUUACUAUUACUGAAUUUCAGUCUUACCUAUCUUCUAUCGUUCUUCAGUCAUUUGAAAGCAGAAUUGUUCAUGAUAUGCUUGAUAGUGACAACCAAUCUGAUUUUGAAUACAGUAAUAACUUUUGUGCAUAUAGACCACCUUUGUUAAAACGGGUUGCCCCUCGAAUGGAACGUAAAAGUCGAAAACAAAAAAGGUCUGCAUCACAGUCUAUCAAGAUAAAUGAUUCCGCAUAUCCUGUCAAUGUUCAACCACCAAUUUCAGUCGGGAAAAAGACAAACAGAAGUACAGGUGAUAAGGUAAAGCGAGAAGAGGUGCUACCUAUAAUUGGCUGA
Messenger RNA from Schistosoma turkestanicum, 1245 nucleotides. Lineage: Eukaryota; Metazoa; Platyhelminthes; Trematoda; Strigeidida; Schistosomatidae. The record is from the annotation of a GenBank genome assembly.